Messenger RNA from Pieris macdunnoughi, 378 nucleotides. NCBI's taxonomy places the organism in Eukaryota, Metazoa, Arthropoda, Insecta, Lepidoptera, Pieridae. The record is from the annotation of a GenBank genome assembly.
AUGACCAAAGAGAACUUGGAAAUUGCUCUCUCCAAAAUAUUGGAAGUCGGCGUAGCCGGAGAUGUUCAUGUGAUAGCUGAUGAUGACUUACCGAUACAUUGUCUUGUCGCUAGUCAAGUGGUCACGUUUGGGCAAUGUCACAGCACACGCGAUUUACGGAUGUCGUGUGUUCAGGGCGCGUUCGCCAUAUCGUGCGACUUCGACGAAGGCUCGGACGCGAGUGCGGGAGGCCGGAGGCGAGUGCCGAGUCGAGGGCGAGCCGAGGGCCGCCGCGGUGCGUUGCGCGGAAGCGACCUUCCGAAUCUGCGACCUGCAUUCGCGAAUGUACUCAUCCAUCCGCCGGUCAUCGACUUACACAUAUUAUAUAUGUAUAUAUAG